AUGGGUUUCCUUCAUCAAAAACGUCUCAAGUCCUUCAACGGGAUCAAGGGGUACGCUCGCAUAAUAGAACAGAAUGGAAAGAGAGAUGCAAAAAAGGAAUUACUUGGGUUUACACGUAGAUCACUUCUAGAGCCAUGUGUGAACUUGAAAAUUUGUGAUGAGAAACAUUUAUACAUGGUUUGGCUCAAAACAUUGGGUGAGAUCGUACACCACAGGGACAAACCAGCAAUGCGCGUUGUAUAUCAAGGAGCUUCAGUUCAUCAGCGUCUGUUAGUUUCAAGCGAAGUUGCAAGGAGGUGCUUUUUUUGUUGCUUUGAUCCUAUUCUUACAAUUGUUGCUGGACUUAGUGUCUGGGAUCCUUUUCUUUUGACUCAAGAGAAGAAAGACGUGAGUAAUCCAGCUACUUUCACACAAGGGCAUUUUGGUCUUUUCCUGAUAUCUUUUGUAUGUCUAUUUCAGCAUGCUAGUACAACAAUAUCAAGAUUUUCUGCAAAGGAUUAUAGUGAUCAUAUGGCACUAGUGCAUGCAUAUGAAGGACGGAAAGAAGCUGAAAGAGAAGGAUCUGCUUAUGAAUAUUGCGGGAGGAAUUUUCUUUCUGGUCAAACACUUCAAGCUAUGCAUUCUAUAAGGCAUCAGUUUAUCCAUAUUUUGAAAGAUGCUCAAUUAUUUGAGACUAAAUUAGGGAUUAACACUUCAAGCUAUACAUUCUUUAAGGAAUCAGUUUAUCCAUAUUGUUUUUUUUUUUACUCUUGCAGUGCAGCAACAGAACACAACUAUUUAGCAACACCUGAUUCUGCUAAAUGA
Molecule: messenger RNA, 804 nt
Organism: Lactuca saligna
Lineage: Eukaryota; Viridiplantae; Streptophyta; Magnoliopsida; Asterales; Asteraceae
Source: the annotation of a GenBank genome assembly